UUCCUUAACAAAUGCUGCUGUACCCUCACUUCACUUGCAGCACCGAAGCUCAGAGGCGCUGACACACUUCAAAUUUGCGAGGGAAAAUCAAAUGCCGACGCCGAACUUAUCGAGCUUAGUGCACGAACUCCGAGAACGAAUCGCAGCAACUUCAUCAACGCCACCAAACACCAACACCAACACAGCAGCAGAAAACGACUCCGCUCUAGAAAUCCGAUUCCGUGCUGUCCUUCCUAAUCUCCUUCAGGCCUAUGUCGUUCCUUCUUCAUCCGCGAGCGAGCGAGAGGUGAUUGCGGUGUUGAAAUUGAUUUCACACAUAGCGAGGAAUUUUCCUGGCGUGUUUUACCAUGGUAAAGGGAGUGCCAUUUUGCCUGUUAUUGGUAGGGUUUUGCCGUUUUUCGCAGAGCCUGCGUUUCGCGCGCGGCACGGAGUGAUUUUUGAUACCGUUGGAUCCUUAUUGUCCUUGCUUCGCACUGGAGCUCGAGAUGCCUACUGUCAGUUUUUUAUUGAUGCAAUGCUGGCUGUUGAAGAUAUAUUGUACGUGGCGUCGUUUUCUGUUGAGAAUAGAAAUGUUCCGGAAUCUGGUAGAAUAAUGUUGAAGUGUUUUUGCAAGUCAUUUAGUGGGAUUUUCGAUGAUCCUGCUUGUAUUAGUGGUUUGCCGGCUAGUAGUAAACCUGAUGAUGGUGCGGGUGUUUUGAUUAAUGUCACGGGUACAGAGAGGUGGAUGACUUUUGCGACUUGGAUGGUUAAGCUUCUUAGCAAAUGUGUGACUGAAGGGACGCUUUAUGUGGAGGGACUCAUUAGUUUGGCAAAUGUUUCAGCUGCUUGUUCGCUGUUGUGUUUUGGAAAUGCUGAUUUGCAUAUGGCAUGUUUUGACUUUGCACGUGUCGUCACAUCAGUCAUAGAUCAUGAUGUUGUUCCUCAUGAGAAUAUGAUCAGGUCAAUAGCUGCAAUACUAAGUGAGGACAACGAGGGACCUUUUUUAUUCAGAAACAUGGUGUAUGAUUCAUCCUUGGGCAGUUGCCUCAAUAUAUUGCAUUCCAGCUGUUCUGAUGCUAUUGUCGAGAUAACAGCUGCAGGCUUGAUAAAUGUCUUUCCUCAGUCAAUGCAGAGAACCAAAAGCCAAGAGCUCAAGGUAGCUUUGUGCCAUUCAUACUCACGGAUUGCUAGAACAUGCCCCCCUCAUAUUUGGAGGCCAGAAUCUCUGAUACAUAUGCUUCGUUGUCCUGAACCCUUUUCUUCCUUGAUUGAUUGCUUUCAUGUAGCUCUGUCCAUUCUUGGUCCUGAUCGUGUUGGAGGGAGGAUGGAAAAUAAUGAUGAUGCAAGCUUAUCAGUAUCUGGUGAUAUAACAGUCCAGAACUCAAGUGUUGGCAAAAAGAGACAUUCUCAGAAUGUGGAUACUAUACAGACCAAACGCCGUAAGGUAGAUGACGAUGUUAUGGCUUCUGAUCCCAGUGUUCUGGCAGAGUGCAAGCUUCAUUCCAUAGUUAAUUCUAAAAGAGAAGAAGAAUAUGCUGAUUGUAUGCAUAAAUCACUUGUUUCAUUCCUCGAACUUUUAAAGCCUCCUGCUAAACCUGAUUCUUUAAGACCAGAUGUUGCGCUAGCAGCUCUUAGCAUGCUUUGCAUUGCUUUCUGUAGAUUUCCAACGACCUAUCUGUCAAUCUGUAUCUUCCAGCAGAUGCAUGCGUGGAUUCCUUGGAUAUGUGAACAGGCAGAGCAAGGAGGUUCAGUUGCACUUGAUAUUUCCAACUACCUGGAAGGAAUUCACACCAUGUUGCUUGUGCAAAGCCCCUUUCUCAUGGAGGACAAGCCUUUCAACUUUAAGGGCGACAGUACAGAUCUUAUGCAUAUCGUGCUCAAGCUUCCUUGGACUCAUCCACAUAUGGUUAUUGGUCCGCAUCCUCCUUGGAAGACAAAAUGUUUCUCCAUCCAAGUUGUCUCCAAGCUUGGUUCUAUCUUAAAAACUGAACAUGCUCUGGAACUCUUGGAUUUGGGUCUCAAUGAUGAAGCUGAAGUUAUAAUUGAAACUAUAACUUCUAUGCCGGUGAUUGUCUUGUGGUCUGGCCUUGGUUUGCAAGCAGAAAUGUUCAAAAGGCUUGACUUGCUGGGGAAAGAGGAGAACAUCAAAGUUAAGAGAAGCAUUCCCUUCACCCUUGGUUUCUUGUCAUGUUUUUACGGAUCCUGUAGUAUUGUUGAUGGCCCACCUAUAGGUGAAUGCAAGUUAUUUAUAGAUAUCAAUAAUGAGAAACAUGGCAAGACAACUGAUUAUUUACAAGGAUUCUGGUGCUCAAAGUGUGACGGAAGCAUUGUGCACAAUCACAAGGAACACUUAAAAAUAAUGCAACCGCCUGAUUUCCAAAGUGCAAGAGUGGGAUUGAAUAGCCAUUUCCCUCAGCUCCAGUCCUUGUUCUUUAAACUUCUUUAUGAUGAGUCUUCGGAAGAGGUUCAAGUUGCCUGUGUGAGAAUUAUUCGACGUAUCCUUGUACAUGGGUCUGAGGAUAUUUUAAUUAAAACAAAAUCUGAAUGGAUUAAAUGUGUUGAGUUUUUACUACUGAACAAAAAGAAGGCACUGAGAGAGGCAUUCUGCACUCAGAUCAGUUCCUUCCUUGAAAGUCCUGUACUCAGUUGUUUAUUUUUGAAUGGAGAUUCAUCCAAUAAAACUAAAGAGCAGAAGUUUUUGGGCCUAAUGAAGCAUGCUCUGUCAGCAGCUGAAGACCCACAAAUCUUUGAGACUCUUCUGGAAUGUGUAUCCCAAAUUAUGAUCGCAGUUGAUAUUCAUAGUCAACUUUUCUUGUCUUGUCUUAUUUUGUUGGUUGAUCAGCUGGAUCAUCCAUAUGUGACAGUGAGAAUGAGUGCAUCAAGGUUAAUACACAAAUCUUGCUACUUUCAUCUUAAAGGAGGAUUUGAGCUAAUCCUUUCAAAAGUAGUUCACAUCAGAAAUGAGCUGUUUGAUUAUCUAACUAUGAGGUUCACAAGCCAUCCAAAAAUGGUCAGAGAGUUUGCAGAAGCUGUUUUUGGAGUUGAAACUGAAGAGCUUGUUGAGAAAAUGAUUCCCAUUGUUCUUCCAAAGCUUGUGGUGUCUCAGCAGGAUAACAAUCGAGCAGUUGAGACAUUAUUUGAGUUGGCCAAGUGUUUAAACACUGACAUGGUGCCUCUGAUAGUUAAUUGGCUACCAAAAGUGCUUGCCUUCGCUCUUCAUCAAGCAGAUAAGCAGGAGUUACUCUCAACUUUGCAGUUUUACCAUGAUCAGAUUGGUUCGGAUAACCAAGAAAUUUUUGCAGCUGCAUUACCUGCACUUUUAGAUGAACUUGUCUGCUUUCUUGAUGGUGGUGAUUCAGUUGAGAUAAACCAAAGGUUAUCAAGAGUGCCUGACAUGAUAAAAGAAAUUGCCAGAGUUCUGACAGGUGGUGAAGAUCUACCAGGCUUUCUGAGGAAUCAUUUUGUUGGUCUCCUUAAUGGCAUUGACAGAAAAAUGCUUCAUGCAGAGGAUCUUUCGCUGCAGAAACAAGCUUUGCGACGUAUUAAAAUGCUAAUUGAAAUGAUGGGAUCACAGCUUGGUACUUAUGUGCCAAAAUUAAUGGUCCUUCUUAUGCAUGCUAUUGAUAAAGAAUCACUGCAAAAUGAGGGUCUAUCCGUCUUGCACUUUUUCAUAGAGCAAUUGGCAAACAAGUCACCAUCUAGCACUAAACAUGUCAUUUCUCAAGUUUUUGCUGCCCUUAUUCCCUUCUUGGAGAGAUACAAAGAAAAUCCUUCUACACAUUUGAACAAAGUAGUGAACAUUUUGGAAGAACUUGUGUUAAAGAACAGAACCAUCCUGAAGCAGCAUAUUCAUGAAUUUCCUCUAUUACCUAGUAUUCCUGAGCUAAUGGAAGUGAACAAAGCUAUUCAAGAAGCACGUGGGUCAAUGACUUUGAAGGAUCAAUUGCGAGAUGUUGUUGAUGGUCUUAACCAUGAGAACUUGAAUGUUAGGUAUAUGGUGGUGUGUGAGUUAAGCAAGUUACUGAAUCUGAGAAGGGGAGAUAUUACAUCUCUGAUCACUGGUGAAGUUGCUGCUGAUAUGGACAUUUUGAGCUCGUUGAUCACAGCCUUACUCAGAGGAUGUGCAGAAGAAUCAAGGACUGCAGUAGGACAGCGGCUGAAGUUGGUCUGUGCUGAUUGUCUCGGAGCAUUGGGUGCGGUUGACCCUGCUAAAGUAAAGGGAAUUUCAUCCCAGCGCUUUAAAAUUGAAUGUUCAGAUGAUGAUCUUAUCUUUGAGCUGAUCCACAAACAUUUGGCUAGGGCUUUUAGAGCUGCACCUGAUACCAUUGUUCAGGACUCAGCUGCACUGGCAAUACAAGAACUGCUUAAGAUUGCAGGUUGUGAGGCAUCACUGGAUGGGACUGCUUCCCUGUCACAAACCCUGAAGGACAAGAGUACUAAAAGUAGUAGUGGAAUGAAUACGAGGGGUCAGAGAUUGUGGGACCGAUUCUCAAAUUAUGUCAAAGAGAUAAUAGCCCCUUGUUUAACCUCUAGAUUUCAGCUUCCAAAUGUGGCUGACUCAGCAUCAGUCGGGCCAAUUUACCGGCCUUCUAUGUCAUUCAGAAGAUGGAUAUUCUAUUGGAUAAAGAAACUUACUGCACAUGCAACUGGAUCUCGUGCAAGUAUAUUUAACGCUUGUAGAGCUCUAGUGCGGCAUGAUAUGCAACUAGCAAUUUAUCUGCUGCCAUAUUUAGUUCUCAAUGCUGUUUGUCAUGGUACUGAGGAGGCACGCCACAGCAUAGCUGAGGAAAUCCUAUGUGUUCUUGAUGCUGCUGCAUCAGACAACAGUGGUGCUGCAGUUGGUGGGCAAAGUGAAGUUUGUAUUCAAGCUGUUUUCACUCUCCUGGAUAAUCUUGGGCAGUGGAUGGAUGAUUUUGAACAAGAGCUAGCUCUUUCCCAAUCUUUCCAAUCACCUGCAUCUAAGAAACAAGCAUCCAAAUCCAAGGGUCAAGGUUCAAUUUCUUCGACAGAUCAGGAUCAACUCCUUGUACAGUGUAAGUAUGUUUCAGAACUUUUAACUGCAAUUCCAAAGCUAACACUUGCCAGGGCCUCCUUCAGGUGUCAGGCUUAUGCGAGAUCUUUGAUGUACUUUGAGUCUCAUGUGCGUGGAAAAUCUGGCGCAUUUAACCCAGCAGCUGAGAGAAGUGGCAUAUUUGAGGAUGAAGAUGUUUCAUAUUUGAUGGAAAUAUACAGCUGCCUAGAUGAGCCUGAUGGUCUAUCUGGCUUGGCAUGUCUACGCAAAUCAUUAAGCUUGCAAGACCAGCUCUUAAUAAAUAAAAGAGCAGGAAACUGGGCUGAGGUUUUAACUUCUUGUGAGCAGGCUUUACAGAUGGAGCCCUGUUCUGUUCAGCGGCAUUCAGAUGUCCUUAACUGUUUGCUGAACAUGUGCCACCUUCAGGCUAUGGUCACUCAUGUGGAUGGUUUAAUUUCUAGGGUUCCACAAUACAAGAAAACAUGGUGCAUGCAAGGUGUGCAAGCAGCAUGGAGGCUGGGCAGGUGGGACUUGAUGGAUGAGUACAUCAGCGGGGCUGAUCAUGAUGGUUUACUUUGUAGUGGUUCUGAAAGUAAUGCUUCCUUUGACAUGGAUGUUGCAAAGAUUCUCCAGUCUAUGAUGAAGAAGGAUCAGUUCUCAGUUGCUGAGAAGAUUGCACUAUCCAAACAAGCUCUGAUUGCUCCUCUUGCUGCUGCUGGCAUGGAUUCUUACGUGCGGGCUUACCCAUUUAUCGUGAAACUUCACUUACUAUGUGAAUUGGAGGCCUUCCACACUCUUCUUGUUGAUGAUUCUUUCUUGGUCAAAAAAUUCCAUCGGGGUCAUCUAGAAUUCACUAAAUUGAUGGAGAAUUGGGAACAUCGGCUCAGAUUUACACAACCAUCCCUUUGGGCAAGGGAGCCUCUUUUGGCUUUCCGAAGAUUGGUAUUUGGUGCCAGUAGUCUCGGUGCCCAUGUUGGGAUCUGCUGGCUUCAGUAUGCAAAGCUUUGUCGCUUGGCUGGUCACUAUGAGACAGCAAACCGAGCAAUUCUCGAAGCCCAGGCCUCGGGUGCACCUAAUGUUCACAUGGAAAAGGCCAAGCUUCUGUGGAGUACUAGGCGAUCAGAUGGUGCCAUUGCAGAGUUGCAGCAAACUCUCCUUCACAUGCCUGAAAAGGUUGUAGGUGCUGCUGCUAGGUCUUCAAUUACUAGCCUUUCAUUGGUUCCAUUGAAUCCCCAACCUGCAUUUUGUGAUACUCAAGCUUCGAGUGAGAAUCUAGAUAUUGCAAAGACUCUACUUUUAUAUUCCAGAUGGAUCCAUUAUACGGGUCAGAAACAAAAGGAAGAUGUCAUAACUCUUUAUACCAGGGUGAGGGAUCUGCAGCCUAAGUGGGAAAAAGGAUUCUUCUAUUUGGCUAAAUAUUGUGAUGAGGUGCUUGUUGAUGCCAGGAAACGUCAGGAAGACAAUUAUGAACUAGGUCCCAGACUGGUACCAUUGACUUCCACUUCUAUUUCUCCUUCAAACACUGAGAGGCGAUGGUGGACUUCCGCACCUGAUGUACUUUUAUUCUAUGCUAAGGGGCUGCAUAGGGGCCACAAGAAUCUCUUUCAAGCUCUUCCAAGAUUGCUAACACUGUGGUUUGAAUUUGGAAGCAUUUAUCAGAGAUGUGGCUCAUCGUCCAAUCAAGAGUUGAAAAAGGUUCAUGACAAGGUUAUGAGUAUUAUGCGAGGCUGUUUGAAGGAUUUGCCAACAUAUCAAUGGUUAACAGUGCUGCCUCAAUUAGUUUCUAGAAUCUGCCACCAGAAUGAAGAUAUUGUAAAGUUGGUCAAACGCAUAAUCACCUCUGUUAUCCAGCAAUACCCACAACAAGGCCUAUGGAUUAUGGCAGCUGUUUCAAAAUCUGCAGUCCCUUCAAGGCGGGAAGCGGCUGCAGCAAUCAUACAAGAAGCUAAAAAGGGGUUCAGCCAAGGAAACAAUGGGAGCAAUUUGUUUGUUCAGUUUGCUAGCUUGAUUGAUCAUCUUAUCAGAUUGUGUUUCCACCCAGGCCAAUCAAAAGCAAGGACUAUUAAUAUUUCAACUGAAUUCAGUGCCCUGAAAAGGAUGAUGCCACUGGAAAUUAUCAUGCCAAUUCAACAAUCUCUCACUGUUAGUUUACCAACGUAUGAUGUGAAUCUCACCGACCCCCUUACCUCUGUUAUCUUUUCUGCUUCUGAUCUUCCAACAAUUUCAGGAAUAGCUGACGAGGCUGAGAUUCUUUCAUCUCUUCAGCGACCUAAAAAAAUUGUUCUAUUGGGUAGUGACGGUAUUGAACACCCAUUCCUUUGCAAGCCCAAGGAUGACCUUAGGAAAGAUGCACGUAUGAUGGAGUUCACUGCAAUGAUAAACCGGUUGUUGUCAAAAUAUCCUGAAAGUCGUCGGAGGAAACUUUACAUUCGUACUUUUGCUGUAAUUCCACUAACAGAAGACUGCGGUAUGGUGGAAUGGGUGCCCCACACCCGUGGACUCCGGCAUAUACUUCAAGACAUAUAUAUAAAAUGUGGGAAAUUUGACAGGCAGAAGACGAAUCCUCAAAUUAAACGGAUCUAUGAUCAAUGCCAUGGUAAAAUGCCAGAAGAUGAGAUGCUAAAAAAUAAGAUCCUUCCAUUGUUCCCUCCAGUUUUCCACAAAUGGUUCUUGACCACUUUUUCUGAGCCAGCUGCUUGGUUUAGGGCUCGGGUUGCUUAUGCUCAUACCACUGCAGUUUGGUCGAUGGUUGGGCAUAUCGUGGGACUAGGAGAUCGACAUGGUGAAAACAUUCUCUUUGACUCCACCACAGGUGAUUGUGUCCAUGUUGAUUUCAGUUGUCUAUUUGACAAAGGCUUGCAGUUGGAAAAACCUGAGCUAGUGCCUUUCAGGUUAACACAGAACAUGAUUGAUGGCUUGGGCAUCACGGGUUACGAGGGCAUUUUCUUGAGGGUAUGUGAAAUCACACUUUCAGUACUGAGGACACACAGGGAAACUUUAAUGAGUGUUCUUGAAACUUUCAUUCACGAUCCUCUUGUGGAGUGGACAAAAUCUCACAAAUCCAGCGGGGUUGAAGUUCAGAACCCACAUGCACAGCGAGCCAUUAAUAAUAUCGAAGCAAGGUUGCAAGGGGUGGUUGUUGGCGUUGGAGCGGCACCCUCUUUGCCUCUUGCCGUGGAAGGCCAGGCCCGUCGUUUAAUUGCUGAAGCAGUGUCGCACAAAAAUCUUGGGAAGAUGUACAUAUGGUGGAUGCCUUGGUUUUGAGGAGUCAUUGCUUAAACUUUUUGACCAGCACGCUUGGCAUAAGAAUGAAAACUCUUAACACUGCUAUGACUUCCUGAUCCACAAACCACCGUGCUCUCUGCUGGAAUCACGUAACUAUAGGUGGGUUAUUACUUACAGGAAGAGUGGGAGAGGGGAGGAGAGGGUGAGUGAAGUCAGGAGAAAGAAGAUGAGAGAGUGCAUCAAGAGCAAUUGAUUCCGGUGAUGAUGCUACAAAUUUCUUGAUCAAACGGUUAGUAGAUGAAGUUGCUCCUUGGGUCAUGGUGGGGACUCCUGCAGAGAAGAAGCGCUGGACUUCUUUGCUAGUUGCUGCUAAACUUUGGUUGAUAAAUCCAGUGGUGGCGGCGGCUGUGAAAAUAAGAUAGUGGUUGUUGACGGUGGCUGAUGUGGUGUUGGUUCCAUGGUACGAGCGAGGUUGUUUAUCUUUUGGUGACACCACACUUGCGUGUCCAUAGUUAGAACUGGAACUUACAAAAACAAGGAGGUACGGAGGAGGGUUGGAGGAGCUUGCACGUUGAAAGGGUUUUUUUUUUUUUUUUUUUCCUGUGUGUGUGUACUGUCAACUGUGAAGGCAGGAGUUAUUGUGGGCUUUUUGAAAAGAUUGUAAUGGGUUGGAUUUUACUAAAAGGCUCAAAUCACAAAUAACGUAUAAAUAGAAUCAAAAGCUUUGAAAUAAA
Populus nigra (black poplar) is the source of this 8949-nucleotide messenger RNA. Its product is annotated as serine/threonine-protein kinase ATR. NCBI's taxonomy places the organism in Eukaryota, Viridiplantae, Streptophyta, Magnoliopsida, Malpighiales, Salicaceae. The transcript is spliced from 16 exons. Gene Ontology annotation, molecular function: protein serine/threonine kinase activity; protein binding. The record is from RefSeq and is a predicted model, not a curated record. Gene Ontology annotation, cellular component: nucleus. The coding region runs from base 92 to 8254 and encodes 2720 amino acids. Gene Ontology annotation, biological process: telomere maintenance; DNA damage checkpoint signaling; protein phosphorylation.